UGUGUGUGUGGGUGUGUGUGUGUGUGUGUGGGCGCUCCUUCUCAGGUAAGACCAGGCAAGUUACUUCCUUAUUGAUUCAGAUUGAAGUCUCUUCGUGAUGAAGGUCGGGUCGUCUUCCUCCAGAGUCCUGCUGCUGCUGAUCCUCUCAGCUGCAGGAAGUGAUGCGCAGAUCGAUGUCUGCGGCAGCGCGCCGCUCGGCUCCAGCCGCGGCUUUCGAAUCGUGGGCGGUCAGGACGCGGCGGCCGGCGCUUGGCCCUGGCAGGUCAGUCUGCACCAGGACAGCCAUAUCUGUGGCGGCUCCCUGAUCAGCCAUCAGUGGGUCCUGAGCGCCGCCCACUGCUUCCAAAGCACCGUCGCCUCGAACCUGAUCGUUUACCUCGGACGGCUCACCCAGCAGUCCCUGAACCCCAACGAGGAGUCUCGCAGGGUGAGCCGCGUCAUCACGCACCCGGACUACGACGAGGAGACCAAAGACAACGACGUGGCGCUGCUGCAGCUGCAGGAAGCCGUGACCUUCACCGACUACAUCCGGCCGGUCUGCCUGGCGGCGGCUAGCAGCAUCUUCCCGGCCGGGCAGAGCAGCUGGAUCACCGGCUGGGGCGACGUCCGCUUCCAGAGCCCUCUGCCUUUCCCCCAGACGCUGCAGGAAGUGGAAAUCCCAGUGGUGUCGGAGUCCCAGUGCAGCGCCUCCCACGGCUCCAUCACCGGCAACAUGAUCUGCGCCGGGCUGGCCGAAGGAGGGAGGGACUCCUGCCAGGGGGACUCUGGGGGUCCGAUGGUGAGCAAUGAUGGCACCAGGUGGGUCCAGUCUGGGAUUGUGAGCUUCGGGUUCGAGUGCGCCCGGCCUGAUUACCCCGGGGUUUACGCCCGGGUGUCUCGGUACCAGAACUGGAUCAGCGAGCAAAUCGGCGCCGAUCCACUGGGCUUCAUCAUCUUCAGAGCCUCGCCGUCUGCAGCGCCGCACCAGGCCGCCGUGUCCGUCCUACCGGUCCUCUGCUGCCUGCUGGUCCUGUCCUGAUGGUUCUACUGGGUUCUGAAGGGUUCUGGUGGGUUAGUCUACAGAACCAGACAUGAAGUUAUUUUGUCUUUAAUCAGUUUUUGAUCACAAACUGAAUGAGAAUCUGACAAACAUAAUCUAUAUUUCUGGUGAAGGUCAGUUAAUAAUAUUUACUAUUUGAUGCAAACCAAUAAUUCAAUCAGCAACAUUUUUUCUGUCAACUUCAAGUUGUAAAGAUAUGAAAAUAAAAGCACAACAAUGAAUAUA
Xiphophorus maculatus (southern platyfish) is the source of this 1264-nucleotide messenger RNA. RefSeq names its product trypsin-like. The record is from RefSeq and is a predicted model, not a curated record. The transcript has 6 exons. The coding region runs from base 98 to 1018 and encodes 306 amino acids. Gene Ontology annotation, molecular function: serine-type endopeptidase activity. Gene Ontology annotation, biological process: proteolysis. NCBI's taxonomy places the organism in Eukaryota, Metazoa, Chordata, Actinopteri, Cyprinodontiformes, Poeciliidae.